Jaculus jaculus (lesser Egyptian jerboa) is the source of this 5507-nucleotide messenger RNA. RefSeq names its product protein kinase C epsilon (gene Prkce). The record is from RefSeq and is a predicted model, not a curated record. Gene Ontology annotation, molecular function: diacylglycerol-dependent, calcium-independent serine/threonine kinase activity; ATP binding. Lineage: Eukaryota; Metazoa; Chordata; Mammalia; Rodentia; Dipodidae. The transcript is spliced from 15 exons. Bases 47 to 2263 code for a protein of 738 amino acids. Gene Ontology annotation, biological process: protein phosphorylation.
CCCCACCCCACCCCACCCCCGGCCACCUCGCUGUCUGCCCCCGACCAUGGUAGUGUUCAAUGGCCUUCUUAAGAUCAAAAUCUGCGAGGCCGUGAGCUUGAAGCCCACAGCCUGGUCGCUGCGCCAUGCGGUGGGACCCCGGCCACAGACUUUUCUUCUGGAUCCCUACAUCGCCCUCAACGUGGACGAUUCUCGCAUCGGCCAGACGGCCACCAAGCAAAAGACCAACAGCCCGGCCUGGCAUGAUGAGUUCGUCACCGAUGUGUGCAACGGACGCAAGAUCGAGCUGGCCGUCUUCCACGAUGCCCCCAUCGGCUACGACGACUUCGUGGCCAACUGUACCAUCCAGUUCGAGGAGCUGUUGCAGAAUGGGAGCCGUCACUUCGAGGACUGGAUUGAUCUGGAGCCAGAAGGAAAAGUGUAUGUGAUCAUUGAUCUCUCAGGGUCAUCGGGCGAAGAAGCCCCUAAAGACAAUGAAGAACGUGUGUUCAGAGAGCGGAUGCGGCCGAGGAAGCGGCAAGGGGCCGUCAGGCGCAGGGUCCACCAGGUCAAUGGCCACAAGUUCAUGGCCACCUACCUUCGGCAGCCCACCUACUGCUCCCACUGCAGAGAUUUCAUCUGGGGUGUCAUAGGAAAACAGGGAUACCAAUGUCAAGUUUGCACUUGCGUCGUUCACAAGCGAUGUCAUGAGCUCAUCAUAACCAAGUGUGCCGGGCUGAAGAAACAGGAAACCCCUGACGAGGUGGGCUCGCAGCGGUUCAGCGUCAACAUGCCCCACAAGUUUGGGAUCCACAACUACAAGGUCCCCACCUUCUGUGACCACUGCGGGUCCUUGCUCUGGGGCCUCUUGCGGCAGGGUUUGCAGUGUAAAGUCUGCAAGAUGAACGUUCACCGUCGAUGUGAAACCAACGUGGCUCCCAACUGUGGAGUGGACGCCAGAGGAAUUGCCAAAGUGCUGGCUGACCUAGGGGUCACUCCAGACAAAAUCACCAACAGUGGCCAGAGGAGGAAAAAGCUCGUUGCCGGUGCCGAAUCCCCACAGCCGACUUCUGGACAUUCCCCGUCCGAGGAGGAUCGAUCCAAGUCAGCACCCACGUCGCCUUGUGACCAGGAACUAAAAGAACUUGAAAACAACAUCCGGAAGGCUCUGUCAUUUGACAACCGUGGGGAGGAACACCGGGCGGCAGCAUCCACCGACGGCCAGCUGGGGAGCCCCGGAGAGAACGGAGAAGUCCGGCAAGGACAGGCCAAGCGCUUGGGCCUCAAUGAGUUCAACUUCAUCAAGGUGUUGGGCAAAGGCAGCUUUGGCAAGGUCAUGUUGGCGGAACUCAAGGGCAAAGAUGAAGUGUAUGCCGUAAAAGUCUUGAAGAAGGACGUUAUCCUUCAGGAUGAUGACGUGGACUGCACAAUGACGGAAAAGAGGAUUCUGGCUCUGGCACGGAAACACCCAUAUCUAACCCAACUCUAUUGCUGCUUUCAGACCAAGGACCGCCUCUUUUUCGUCAUGGAAUAUGUAAACGGGGGAGACCUCAUGUUCCAGAUUCAGCGGUCCAGAAAAUUCGACGAGCCUCGUUCCAGGUUCUAUGCUGCAGAGGUCACGUCUGCUCUCAUGUUCCUCCACCAGCACGGGGUGAUCUACAGGGACUUGAAACUGGACAACAUCCUUCUAGACGCCGAAGGCCACUGCAAGCUGGCCGAUUUUGGGAUGUGCAAGGAAGGGAUUCUGAACGGUGUGACAACCACCACCUUCUGUGGGACUCCUGACUACAUAGCUCCCGAGAUCCUGCAAGAGUUGGAAUAUGGUCCCUCAGUGGACUGGUGGGCCCUGGGGGUGCUGAUGUAUGAGAUGAUGGCUGGGCAGCCCCCCUUUGAAGCUGACAAUGAGGAUGACCUUUUCGAGUCUAUUCUCCAUGAUGACGUGCUGUACCCGGUCUGGCUCAGCAAGGAGGCCGUGAGCAUCUUAAAAGCCUUCAUGACCAAGAACCCGCACAAGCGCCUGGGCUGCGUGGCGUCACAGAACGGGGAGGAUGCCAUUAAGCAGCAUCCCUUCUUCAAGGAGAUCGACUGGGUGUUGCUGGAGCAGAAGAAGAUCAGGCCUCCCUUCAAGCCAAGAAUUAAAACCAAAAGAGACGUCAAUAACUUUGACCAAGACUUUACGCGAGAAGAGCCGGUACUCACGCUUGUUGACGAAGCAAUUGUGAAGCAAAUCAACCAGGAGGAAUUCAAGGGUUUCUCCUACUUCGGGGGAGACCUUAUGCCCUAGGAAGCCUCCGUGGGUUGAGUUUGCCCGCGCUGCCAGGAGGGUGCCCACGCAGAGGCUCAGAACGUCUCCCAACUGCUCCUGCUCCCCAGAACCCCAGUCCCAUGUCCAUUCUCUAUUUAUUGCAUUCCCUCACCGUAUGCCACCUCCCCUCCCCCACCCUCCCGGUGACCAGAAGGCACCCUUGGGUCUAGACAGGAAUGCAGACUUGAACUGGACCAACCGCAAGCUGUGCGCACUGCCCUGUUUGGACUGUCCGUCCAUCUGCAAUCCUGAGUCCACUCCUCAGGCUCCUGGUCACGAAGAAACUUCAGUUCUUUCAUGACAAAGAGGGAGGAAAAAAAAAAAAAAAAAGAAGAAGGAAGAAAGAAAUCUGACAGGGAGACUGUGGCUCUGCCUUUGGAUGUAGAAUCCCGGCACCUCGCGUUUCUCAUCUCUCCUGUCCCCUCCCAGGCUGCCAUCUCUGUCCUUCGGCCUCUUAGAAAAGACUGGUGCUUUUUCCACGUGAGGGCAGGUGCCUCAGGGUAUGCCCUUGCUGGAGAGAGCCAGAGAGAUGCCCCGGCUGCUCUGGAAUGGUACAUUCCUACUUGCUUUGGUUUUAGCUUUUUUUUUUUUUUUUUUUUUGAGCAUGCCAAAGUCAUCUACAUGGAAGAAAUCAUCUUUCUGGGGGAAAUAUAUAUAUAUAUAUAUCUGAUUUUGAACUCUAUUAACAUUUCAAAAAAAAAUCAAAUUCAUUUUCUAAUUGGCCAAAGGAGAGUUGUUUCAAUGUGAAUCCAGGUAGAUUACUAAAGGGCUAAUAUACAGUGAGAAUCCAGUUGUCCCAAGUUUAUGCCGCCAAUGCUUCAGUGACAUACGUGGGCCAUAUGAGUGGCGAGGAAAGGAAAUUUCAUGCUUCGUGUCGUUUAAGAUCUGCACGAGCCCAAAGGCCACCAGAAGGCUAGCCAAGACCACCCUGAGGCUCUAGGAAAGUCCAAUUCUCUUUCCACCUUUGUCCUAAGUUCCCAGUACAAAUGCUAUUUAUUUUCCGCAUCCGUGUGUUAAUGGUCUUAUUUUAUUUUAUUUUAUUUUUUUUGCACACUUCUACAACAUGGUAGUGCCAAUGUGCUUUGGAACAAUUUAUGGAUGAAGCGAACUCGGAACCAUUUGCUUUUGGAACAAGGGGAAUAAGGCGAAACAAGGCUCAGGCAGAGCGCGUCAGGAGACUGAAGAAGCGACUCGGUGCAGGAUAUGCCCGAGGGCACAGGUUCCGUUGGACGUGCGACGGCAGCUCGGGUGGGCACUGUUUCGUGGACUUGGACUUGCCGUUACCUCCCGUAGACACGCUGACAGCGUUACGUCGUUGGAUUUCCAAGGGUUCUCUGUGGCUCUGUGUACGUGGUUCCCUGAAGGUCAUUUGAUUCCCUAUUAUUUCAACCGAACUGAUUUAGCAGGGAAUGGAAUCCAUUCCAACUGUUGCACGUGGAUUUCCCAACUGCCCCUAAAUAUAUAUACUUUGUGAGUGGCAAAGUGGCACGAAUGAAGCUUUUUUUGCCUUUUGUACAUUUGAGAUUUUUUUUUUUUUUUUUGUAUAUAGUGUUUGCUGCAAGGCCUGUGGAAUUCAUUUAUUGAAUAUAGAGGUAUCAACUGCUGCAUGUUAAGGCAUAUUAUAAAACUUUAGUCUAUGAAAGAAUAAUUAUAAUAAUGUCCACGUGCAAUACUCCAUAAGUGUAUGUAUGUUCCUUUUGGGGGAGGGUGGGUUUCCUUUAUAUUGUUUAUUUCAUUUUGAUUUAAAAGAUGUAACAAUAUAUUAAGCUUUAUUAAAUCUCAUGGUUCUCUUGUGCUCUGUUAUACCCUGAUAGAGAUGGGGGACAGAAAGGAAUGUUCUUGAUAGUGGUUUCAAAGCUUGGACAAUGAAUAUUUUGAGCCCACAUGAAGCGUGUCUCUAUUUGCAUCUGGCUGGGUCACAGCUUUUAUUCCUAAGGAUGACGUUCAGUUCUCUUUUGCUUUUCUUUUUCUUUUGUUUGUUUUUUUUUUUUAAAAAAUAAACUCAGGUGUAUCUACGAUCUAUUCUUACGAUGACCGCAACUAUUAAAUACUGUGCUCUAUCAAUCUAGACGUUUGGCGUACCAGUGAAGUGAUAAAGACAUGAGCUUAAUUUAAUUUUUGGUGACUUGACAUGCUGGGGGCAGACUAUCUUCAGGAGGAGAGUACAAGCACAGAAACAUCUUCACGUGGCAUCAUCUCAUUUUUUUUUUUUAGGAAGACAUGAUAAUAUGCCAUCAUACUCAUGCAUAACUACUGCGUUCCCCCCCCCCUUUUCCUCCUCCUCCUCCUCGACCAUUGUGAACACUGGACAAUCAAGGCACAUCCAAUGGUGAUGACCAGUGGCCUUGUCCCAGGGCUGGAUGGUCACCCAGCAGUGGGGGCUAGGCCCUUCUUCUAGGACCACUGGCCUAUUGCCAGAAAGCCAAAUGACACUUUCCAUUGGCGGCUCCAGGAAGCCUCCUCCUGGCUCCCCUGCGGCCCCCCCGAGGCCCAGCUAGCCGAGAUUUCUCCAGCCCAUGACAUUCUCAUGCAAGCAGAUUUCGGUCCAGUGGACACUUUUCCUAAAAGGCUUGCGUGUUCCUUGGGUAUACGUUUUUAACAAGAUAUCGGGCUCUCGGGACAUGGCUCAGUGGUAGAGUACUUGCCUAGCUUAUGUGAAGCCCUGGGGUCAGCCAUCAGUAACACACACACAUACACACACACACACACACACACACACACGUUUGGAAGCAGGCAUGCUGAUACAUUUUUCUCCUGGUUCUUUAUAAUUUUCCCAGCUCUCUCUUUCUCUUUUAAACAAACAAAUAAAAAAUGGAAUGCAAAAUAAUGCCAAAUAUAUGAAGGAUAGCUGUUCUUGUUCUCUCAUUAUGGACUUUGUGAAGUAGAAAACUUUUUUUUUCCUCCAAAGGUGAAAAAAAAAAAACGCAUUCUUGCUUUAAUAAAAAAAAUAAAAAUAAAAGAAGGCUAAAAAAAUAUUACCUCUUUUUAAAUUAUGUGCAAAAUAAUUCUGGCUAAAUAUAAAAUGUAUUCAAUUUUAAGGGUUUUGUUUUGUAUUGUUAUGCUUUAUUUGUACACUUUUUUCCUCUCUGGAUGUAAUUUUAAUCUCUUGCCAUUCAUUAGUAUUAUUUCAUUGUAAACAUUAUUGUGCCAAACGUACUGUAUUCAAAAGGAUGUGAAUGUGUAUUGUUCCAAAACCUAAUAAAAUACGAUGACGUUAACUCUU